Messenger RNA from Macrobrachium nipponense, 3785 nucleotides. RefSeq lists its product as uncharacterized. NCBI's taxonomy places the organism in Eukaryota, Metazoa, Arthropoda, Malacostraca, Decapoda, Palaemonidae. The record is from RefSeq and is a predicted model, not a curated record. The transcript has 2 exons. The coding region runs from base 262 to 1581 and encodes 439 amino acids.
UAGAAGUCACUACUACUCAGUCAGCGGCGUACAUGCCUGCCAGUCAGUCACAUUAAAACUCGUGCCCGUGGAAGCUACGAGGACUAGGGAGAGCGAGUGCGAGUUUUACGCGCUCUCGGGCGUUCCUUUCGACUGAAAGUUUUUGUUAUGGUGACGUUUGCUUUCGAAUUGAGCAGUUUUCUCUAAUGCCAUAAGGGAACUCCCUUCGGUGACGACUAAAACAGUGACUAUAUUAAGAGGCUUUCUGAUUUUCUAUUCGAAAUGGGGAGGACUCUAACGUUCGCGGUGGCGCUAAGCCUCAUGUAUGCCCUGGUGGUAUCAGGGGAGGGCAUCAUGGGGCGCUUGAACUGGUGCAAAACCCUUUGCAUGUGUAGAGAUGCGACGCACGUGGAGGUCAAAUGUUUUGGACGCGGUGACAUCUAUCAGUUGCUUGACUUCAAAAAGAUUCAGGUGAUUAGGCUCGAAAGGGCAAAUUGGCAAUUAGAGAACCAAGUGCUGUGGUGUAAUGAUACCUGUCUGUGUCACCAGCAUGACAACCAGAAGAUAUUCAAGUGUGUGGAAGAAGACGUCCUCAAGCAGUUCAUCUCAGACAAGGUCGGCGACGAGUAUUUCUACGAGGAAGACGACGGCGACGCUGAAGAACUACCGCAGGACGUCGCGGCUGAGGAGGAGGAGGAACGAGAAACGGAACAGCGUCGGCGACAAGAAGAGAGGAGGAAGAACAGAGGAAAGAACCGAAAGCAAAGGAAGCGCGUCAAGAGCAAACAGGAACUAGCAACGACCACCACUACAGUCGCGACCACUUCCACAACGGCAUCACCAACGACCACUGAGAUCAUGGAAAUAUGGUCCACUCUUCCAACGGAAGUUGUUUCUACCACAACCCAAGAGCCUGUCGAAGCAGAUCACCACCGUGGUUGGUUCUGGCAGGAGCCUUCCUCUGCACCCUCAGUCCAUACUUCCGACCUGAUGCCCCCGUCGCCCGCCCUAGGAACGAUGGAUGAUAGUGACGAACUAUCGUUUCCUACACCUGAGCCUACGAUCUACGUGGCCAUUCAGGACCCGCUAGAAGAAGAAUACCCUAAGGAGGAGGAAGAGGAUGAGAUGGACGAUUAUGUCAUAGAAGACUACGCGGUAGAAUCUGGGCUCCUCCCGAAGCAGGAAGCCGUGGCUGCAAGCCCUGCAGUGACGGCCAUGCAACCACCAACGCGCCGUCAGCCUUUCCCUCCUACAACUAGUUCUCAUAAUGCCAGAGGAGAAGUGGAAACGCUGACGCCCAAAGUGUCGGCAGUCAAGGAAGUCCCAGUCCAGAGGAAGACGGUGGCUUCCGAAGUGUCGCAAGAUCUGGACGAACUGGAAAACGCCGUCAUGGAUAUCAAGAGUGACGUCGUUCUCAAUCAACGCAUUCUCUUGGUGACAGUUGUUGUCGCUGGCAUUGCUAUGCUCGGAGUAAUAGUGCUCGCCAUUCACAACUGCCUGGCAAGCAAGCGACAAGCAGCUACUGAAGAAAGACGGGGGGCCAAAGAACCCCCAAAAGAAGACAACCACGUCACAAAGGUCAACCUGGAAGAAGCAUGGUGACUAGGUGUGAGGUCAUCGCCAACCAGCCAAUGGGAAAGCAGGGAUUCGUCCGGCGCUGUCAUCUCCAGCCAAUGGGAGACGCCAACAGACGCCAUUAACAACCAAGACGACGGAGAUGAAGAGAUACCCAACAGGAACACGAGUUGGGAGGAAUCCACAGCUUUCAGGGAGCUGUCGGUAGCCAACGGAAAAUACAGGAUUUGUAGGGUAUAAUUUUCCUCCAUAGGCGAAAAGCAGGGAUGGCAGAAUUAACAUUCCGCCCUUGAAAGGGUGACCAGACCCUCCCUACCAUGUGUUGCAAACCCCCUCCAAGUACUUCCAAACUCCCCAGGAAUAAACGUCCCUAUUGACGGUUUCUUUUCCAAAUAACCAAGUUCUUUUCCCUCAACCUUUACUCUGCCCUAAUGUCAAAUGAAAAGUGCAGUUAUGAAUUUAGAAUCCGUAAACAGAAUCCCAAAUCAAACUAAUUUCCAUUACAACCUUGCGACGUCAGGAAUUUACCACCAAAUAGUUGGUAAUCGUCCUGACGCCCGUAACUUAAUGCAUAUAUUUUUGUAAAACGGGAUGUACUUCAAAUCCAGUAUGAAAAAAAAUUCUUACUAAAUAAACUACUCUCAUAACUGCAAUCUUCAAAAAAAAGGAAAAUAAAAAAAUCUAAAAAAAAAAAGUACAUUAAGCGGUAGAUGCCUUGAACAAGUGAUAAUAUUCUCCAUAAUAAACAAGCACGUCCUAAAGCAUCAUUCAAAUAUAUCUCCAGAUAUCCGAGUUGAUAGGCCUGUAAUUUCCUUUUAAAACAAAAGCAGCAUGUCGCCGCUAACGUUAAACUAGUUUACAUUAUCUUACCUCAACUUUCUCUCUCGCUCUCUCUCCUAAAAUCAAAACACACUGAAACAUGCGUUCAGCCAAUAGAUUGUGCUCAUUAUGAUUAGUAUGAAUCUGAGGAUUAACGCAAAGAGAAUGUUCAAACAUGCAUUAGUGCCUUCAUUAACCAUAAGCCUUGCGUAUAUUUAAACUGAGGCGGAAUUAACACAAAAAAUAGUUUAUUGUUUCUCCCUCUUUCUCUUUAAAUUCCUCCUGGAAACAUGAUCUCUCGCCUAUCCAAGGAAGUCUCUUUUGCCCAGGCUCUCAUUUUCUUAAGUCUCUCUCUCUCUCUCUCUCUCUCUCUCUCUCUCUCUCUCUCUCUCUCUCUCUCGAGGGGGUGGUGACGAUGACCUCAGCAGCUGAAACACGAAUAAACCCCAGUAGCAAACCUUUGCAGAGAUAUAUAUAUAUAGUAACUACAUGGUACCAAUUAGUCCUUAAUUAGUGAUAGUGAUUACUUUAUACACAUAAUGGGAAUUGCCCAGAGCAACGCAGAGAAUCCGAAAUCAUCAAAUUAUUUCGUAAUUAAUGCUCACGCCACAGAUCUAAGCACUGGAUCUGAUUUUACUUGCAGAUCAAUCAACAGCUCUACGUUUGCUUACUUCAACCACACGCUAACCCAACUAACUUAUCAUAUGCUAGGGAUUCGACGCCAAAUACUAACAAUGCCUUCAUUAACGCUCCAACGAGCCUGGUAUCAUUCGAUCUUAGGUGAAUGUCUUUUGUCAUUCGGGUAUCAGUCAAAUCUGUUCCUUUUCUGACUGGCUACACUUUUCACAAAUCAUUUUCUGCCUUUGGGUAACACGUUGGUGUAAACGAAAUCGGUUAAAUACCCAAUGAAUCAAGCUUUCUUCCUAUAACCUAGAGUGUAAGAUAUGUAUAUAAAAUAGCAAAAUGUCGAUUUAAGAUUAACGAAUUUCAAGGAAAUUUAAUACUUCUGAUAUUUUUGUUUGUUCUUCCAUCUUUCUCUUUCUCCCUCUUUCUUGUUCAACAUUAUUCUGUGCAUCGUAAUAAUCAUAUCAAAUCUAUAAUCCUAUAAACAGAAACUGUCAAGACUGCCAGAUAUCACUAAACUAACCCAAUAAUCAAAUGUGUAAAUAUAUUAGAGGUCGAUGUAAUAGUUUUAUGAUGUUUAGAUGAUAAAGCACCCAAUCUCUCCCAAUUACUAGGUUCACGAACAUAGAGUUAAUAUUCUUUUAAAUUCUUGCAUUACAUAGGAGUAUCCAGCAGAGCUUCUCCUAAAACAACGCUAAAAAUGUGACAAUGGUGGAAUGUAACUAUUGGAAUUUUCUUAAACAUAUAUGUAGAUCUAUUAUAUAUAUAUAUAUAUAUAUAUAUAUAUA